AACCUCCGUUGAUGCGAGAGUGAAAAUCCCGUCGUUGGAGCCUGAGUCCCGCCCUAGUCUCAGGAACGUCCCUUAAGCUGGGGAAAAUGCCAGAAUGGUCUAGGUUGGAAUUGAAUCUGAACUUGCUUUUGUGCUUUCAUGUUGCAUGCAUCGUAACGCGUUUGCAUAGUCCAGACGCUACUUGCGAGAGUUUAUACCUUGCAGGACGGCGUCCCGCACUUCGACCGACCCUCCAACGGAUAGAGGUUUCUAACUCGAGAAACCAACAUUUGCAACCUCCGACACCGCGACGCCCGUACAUCCAAAACACGAAUCCACCGUCCACAACUUGCGCCAAGUAUCUGGAACUACCAGCACUGCCGGUACUAGGAUCAUAGGCCUAUCAUAUCUGUCAAAAAAAAACGUAUGAUUUCGAUCAUCUUCAAAAGUCGCGGUGUCACCAUUGCCUACGAUGUCCAUUAACAUUAAGUAGCUAUAGCCUGCUAUCAUA
Suillus paluster is the source of this 490-nucleotide messenger RNA. RefSeq lists its product as uncharacterized. The coding region runs from base 87 to 377 and encodes 96 amino acids. The transcript is spliced from 4 exons. The record is from RefSeq and is a predicted model, not a curated record. NCBI's taxonomy places the organism in Eukaryota, Fungi, Basidiomycota, Agaricomycetes, Boletales, Suillaceae.